UAUCUAUACAAUGACAAGGCCAUUUUGGUCGUUUCAGAAAGUGGUAUACAGUAAAGCAAAUCUCUGCAACACCUUGUACUCUGAUCUUCUCUUUCAUCUUUCUAGACAAACAUGCCCUUAGUCCACUUUCCCUCUUACCCUUACAUUCCCUCUAAAGACUUUCCCUCCCCAUUAAUGUCCUCUCUAUCUCCUCUUCUCAUCUUCUUCAAAACCCUCUUAAAACCUUACUCUAGUCUUCACACUUCAUAUUUCACUCUCCAAACACCCUCCAAUGGCGGUCUCUUCUUCCUCCUUUGCUCUCACUCUCAUCUUCGUUUUCCUCUCAACCCUGGUGGUCGAUCAUGUAGUUUCACAACCAGUUCUCAAAUCGGACGAGCAAGAAUCGGUUUACCGAGUUCUCGAGUCGAUUAACUCCGACAUCCCCUGGCGCUCUCUCUUCCCCGAUGACCUCUGCACCUCCGCCCCACACGGCGUCGUCUGCGACAUCUUCGUUGACGAAGCCAACAGCAACGCCACCACAGAAACGGUUCACAUCACCGAACUCAAUUUCGGCUACGUUUCCGACUAUUCUCCAAACCCACCAUGCUCGUCCAAGUCUACCAUCAACCCUCUUCUCUCUUCCUUCAAACACCUCCGAAAACUCUUCUUCUACAAGUGUUUCACCGAAACACGAGUUUUUCUGCCUGAUAUUUCGAGUUUCAGAUCUUCUCUAGAAGAGCUCGUCUUCAUAGAAAACCCAUCUCUGGUUGGGUCUCUUGGUGGCGAACUCGGUAACUUGACGAGCCUAAGGAGGUUAGUCUUGACAGGAACGAAUGUUUCUGGGAGUAUAUCAGAUGGGUUUGGCGAUUUAAUAAACUUGGAGCAGAUUACAAUAUCGAGAAAUGGAUUUAUCGGUGGUGAAGUUUCGGAAAAUUUGGGGAAGUUGAAGAAAUUGAGGGUUCUUGAUCUCAGCAACAAUGGGUUUGAAGGGAACGUCCCAGAAUCACUCGGAGGACUAACAGAGCUCUUGAAGCUCGACCUGGGUUGGAAUCGAUUUUCCGGGAAAAUCCCAGAAAGUUUGAGCAAUUUGAAGAGUUUGGAGUUCUUAGACUUGAGUUUUAACAGUUUCGGUAACUAUGGAGUUCCUCUGUUCUUAGCAGAGAUGCCCAGAUUGAGAGAGGUGUAUCUGAGUGGAAACUUACUCGGAGGGCAGAUUCCGGAAAUUUGGGAGAAACUCGGGGGUAUUAUUGGAAUUGGGCUAUCGGGCACCGGACUAGUUGGGAAUAUUCCGGCUUCAAUGGGGGCAUUUCUGAGAAACUUGUGUUAUCUGGGGCUUGACAAUAACACGCUGGAAGGGACAGUACCAGAGGAGUUUGGUUCUUUGGAGUUGCUGAAUGAGGUGAAUUUGGAGAACAACAAUUUGAGUGGAAGGCUUCCAUUUUCUGCUGAUUUUGCCGGUAAAGUUGGGGAAAAGCUAAAGUUGGCUGGGAAUCCACAACUGUGCAUUGACAAGGGUUUGAAGAGGUCUGCUAAAAUCAGUGGCAGUUUGGGGCAAUUGAAAUUGUGCAACAAACCAGCCAUUCCCAAUCCUGUCCUUUUCAAUGGGGUUUCUUCAAUUCUGCAUGCUUCUCACUUGUUGAUGUUUCUAGGGUUUUUGUUUAUCAUUUGUUGAUGUUUCUAAGGUUCUUCUCUUAUCUUAGUAAUUAGAGUGUCAAAACAGAGAGAGAUUAGGCAGAACAGAAGGAACACAUGAUACUAGUACUACUACUGACUUGUUGCAUAUGAAAUUUUUGGGUUGUAGUCAAAUGUAAUGAAAAGGGCACAUAUGUAAUUAAAAGUUGCAAUCAAUGAC
This is a messenger RNA of Cornus florida, 1831 nucleotides long. Its product is annotated as LRR receptor-like serine/threonine-protein kinase GSO1. Gene Ontology annotation, molecular function: protein binding. The coding region runs from base 272 to 1651 and encodes 459 amino acids. Lineage: Eukaryota; Viridiplantae; Streptophyta; Magnoliopsida; Cornales; Cornaceae. The transcript has a single exon. The record is from RefSeq and is a predicted model, not a curated record.